Entrophospora candida is the source of this 3972-nucleotide messenger RNA. The record is from the annotation of a GenBank genome assembly. Lineage: Eukaryota; Fungi; Glomeromycota; Glomeromycetes; Entrophosporales; Entrophosporaceae.
AUGGGAAUACCAAAAUUUUUCCGAUGGAUUAGUGAAAGAUAUCCUCUUUGUAGUCAAUUGAUUACAGAAAACAGGAUACCUGAAUUUGAUAAUUUAUAUCUUGAUAUGAACGGAAUCAUUCAUCACUGUUCACAUCCCAACAAUUCAGAUGCACAUUAUCGUAUCUCUGAGGAUAAAAUUUUUAUAGACAUAUUUAAUUAUAUCGAUCAUUUAUUCAUCAAAAUAAAGCCAAAAAAAUUAUUUUUUAUGGCUGUUGAUGGUGUGGCUCCAAGAGCUAAAAUGAAUCAACAACGUGCUAGACGUUUUAGAACUGCAAAAGAUGCAGCUGAUGCGAUAAAAAAAGCACAACUUAAAGGAGAGACCUUGCCUUCCGAGUCACCUUUUGAUAGUAAUUGUAUUACACCAGGCACCGAAUUUAUGGCAAAGCUUUCGCAACAAUUAGAAUACUUUAUACAUAAAAAAAUAUCAGGUGAUGUUAAUUGGGCAGGAAUAGAAAUAAUAUUAUCAGGGCAUGAAGUACCAGGAGAAGGGGAACACAAAAUAAUGGAAUAUAUUCGUACUGUUAAAGCUCAACCAGACUAUAAUCCAAAUGUCAGACAUUGUUUAUAUGGAUUAGAUGCAGAUUUAAUUAUGUUAGGACUUUUAAGUCAUGAUCCUCAUUUUGCAUUAUUAAGAGAAGAGGUAUCAUUUGGUCCAUCUAAAACAAAAAAACAAGGACGAUUGGAAUUACAGAAUUUUUAUCUUAUGCAUCUAUCAGUAUUACGUGAAUAUUUGGAUCUUGAAUUUUCUUCUUUGAUGGAAUCAAUUAAUUUUGAAUAUGAUCUUGAAAGGAUAAUAGAUGAUUUUGUUUUGUUGGCAUUAUUUGUUGGUAAUGAUUUUAUACCAAAUUUGCCAAAUCUCCUUAUUAACGAGGGAGCACUUGCAACAAUGUUUAAUAUUUAUAAAAGAGUACUACCAAUAGCUGGUGGUUAUAUAAAUGACGGAGGAAUUUUAGAUGUAGAGAGGGUCGAAUUGAUAUUUAAAGAGUUAUCACAAACAGAAACAAACUCAUUUGAAGAAGAAUUGGCGAAUGAAAAUUGGUUUAAGGGAAAACAACGAAAAUUUGCGAAACAAAUGGAAAAAGAAAAAAAGAAUAAAAAAUUAGUUUUGACGCCAGAGCAACGACAUAUAUUUGAACAAAUCAAAGAAAUAAUAGAAGGACGUACAAAAGUAACUGUUCAAUUUUCAGCUAAAUGUCCAGCUCGUGAUCGCGUGUUUAUUCAAAAUCUUGCUGAGGAACUAUCAAUAAUUUUUACAAAACAAUACGAAGAUGGCGAAUUAAAAAACUUGUCUGUUAGUUAUAGGGUUGAGAACGAAUCUGACGAAGAGAUAGAGGCUAGGUAUCAGGUGUUAAGUAAAUAUGAAAGUGCAGAGGUACUCGGAGAGGAUUAUUUAGAAGCCUUUGAAGAAAGAGAAAAGCAACAUCAAGAAAAAAAGUUUGCCGCAUUGAAAACGAAUUAUUAUAAGGAUAAAAUGGAUAUUGAUUAUAAUAAUCAAAAAGAAAUGGAUCAUCUUGUUAGUUCUUAUCUUGAAGGAUUACAAUGGGUUUUACAUUAUUAUUAUAAUGGUGUUGCAUCAUGGGGUUGGUUCUAUCCAUAUCAUUAUUCGCCCAAAAUUUCUGAUUUAUAUGAUUUGGAAAGAUUUGAUAUUAAAUUUGAAUUAGGAAGAUCAUUUAAACCAUUUGAACAGCUAAUGGGUGUUUUACCUGAAGGAAGUAAAAGAUUUUUACCUCCAGCAUAUCAGAGUUUGAUGACAGACCCUAAUUCGCCAAUCAUAGACUUUUAUCCUAAUGAAUUUGAACUUGAUUUGAAUGGUAAAAAGCAAGAGUGGGAAGCAGUUGUUAAAAUUCCUUUUAUUGAUCAGAAAAGACUUGUCGAAGCUCUGGAUGCCAGGGAGCAUCUUUUGACAGAUGAAGAGAGAAAAAGAAAUACGUUUGGUGACAGUUAUAUCUUUAGACAUAACCCAGCGAUAAAUCGAAAGUAUCCAUCGUCUUUGCCAAAUGUUUUUCCAGAUAUUGAUUGUUGCUCGUGUGAGAAGGAAAAAUUUAACUUGCCUACACUUGAUGGAUUAAAGCUUGUUAAAGGGUUAUGUCAAGGUGCUAAGUUGGGAACUAAAUCUAUGGCAGGUUUUCCAACCUUAGAUACAAUUCCACAUUUUGGUACCCAUAAACGUCAUGGAGUUAAAGUUUUCAAUUCGGAGAGCAAGAAUGAAACUAUGGUUAUCACUCUUUAUAACCAAUUUGAUGAAAUGAAAACAGAUUCUAUCGCUACAGAAAAAGUUGAUCAACGAAUAUUUGUUGGUUGGCCUUUUCUCCAAGAGGCUAAAGUUCAAGCAGUGUCUGACGAACUUUACAGAUACGAAUUACUCGUUAAAAAGAACGGCCGUAAACAUGUAAUAAAAACGCCGCAUCAUCCUGAGGUGGCUGAAAAUUGGCGUAAAAGAGCUGAUAAAUUAGAACAUGAUUAUAGCAAAAAAAGUGGAGUAAUUAUAGGAACUGUUAAUGUUGUAGCUCAUGUGGUGUUACUUAAAGGUCUUAAAAGAUUACCCGAUGGAUCUUUAGUUAAAGAAUUUUAUAGCAACUCGGAUGAAAUGAAUUUUGCAAUACAAACCACAGUUGGAUCUGUUGAAUGCGAAGAUUCUCGAUUUAUAGAACAACCUGCAAUCCCCAUCUCUCUUGAAUUUCCAGAAGGAUCGCAUGUCUUCUUUUUGGGUAGUUCUUAUUAUGGUAGUCCAGGUGUUAUUAAAAAGAAUUCUGAAAAGUAUUUGAGUGUAACAUUGGCCAUUGAUCAAAAGGAGCAUAGUUUUGGAACUGAAAUUGCGCAAGAUUAUGCAAAUCGAGUGAAAUAUUAUCCUUCAUAUGAGGUAGCAAGAAGAUUAGGAGUAAUUGGUCUAACACUUAGUAAGCUUACAGCAAGCUUACAUGUGGUUUGUAAUUCUGGCCAAAGGAUCAAUCUAGGUCUUAAUUUAAAAUUUGAUGCCAAGAAACAAAAAGUCCUUGGAUAUACAAGAAAAUCAAAUGACUCUAGUUGGGAAUAUAGUGACAAGGCUAUUGAUUUAUUAUCUGAGUACAAGUCAAGAUUUCCAGAAUUUAUAAAAGUUUUGGAAAAAAAUCAUAAAAAUGAUUUUUAUCCAAAAAAAAGUGCAAACCAAAAAAUUCAAUUGAUCAAAGAAUGGUUGAAAUCCAUUGAAGUAAGAUGUUUUGAGAAGGUUUCGUUGGAGACAGAACAAUUGGAUAAAGCAUUACUCAAACCAGAUCAUGCAUCAACCAGAUUACAAAAUCAAAUAUUUAGUCUUGGUGAUCGUGUAGAAUUUGUUGAAAAUUCUGGCAGUGUUCCAAUUGCAGCAAAAGGAACAGUUGUUGGAAUGGAAGGAAAUAAUAUUGACGUUGUGUUUGAUCAUUCCUUUAUGAGCUAUUCAACUUUAGGUGACAGAUGUUCAAAAUAUCGUGGUAUGACUGUUCCUUCAACCUCGCUUCUUAAUCUUACCAAUAAACAAUUUAUUGAUAAACAACCAGCCAAUAAUGACUCUGCGCCAACACAAGAAAGCAAUGCUAAUGGUGAUUCUAGUCAUCAAAAAGAAAAGGCACCUGUUAUAUCUAAAUCACAAAGAGCUGGUUUACAGUUCCCAGUGGGACGUAUUCACCGUUAUUUGAAAACUAGAACUAUAAAUAAUGCACGUGUUGGAGCAAAGGCUGCAGUUUAUUCUGCUGCAAUUCUAGAAUAUCUCACUGCCGAAGUGCUCGAAUUGGCAGGAAAUGCAUCUAAAGAUUUAAAAGUAAAACGCAUUACACCAAGACAUCUACAGCUUGCUAUACGUGGUGACGAAGAACUAGACACAUUGAUUAAAGCUACAAUUGCUGGUGGUGGUGUGCUACCGCACAUCCAUAAGACACUUUUAAACAAACCAAGCUCAAAAAAGAAGAUUGCUUCAUAA